AAAAAAAAACGAAUCACUGAUCGUUUUACAAACAAUAGUGUUUACAAACGUCCUAGUACGGGGUGUUUUUUCUCGUAGUGAAAUAGUUAUGUAUACAUGCAACACAUAUGUAGCCUAUGUGUUAUAGUUUGAUGCUGUCACCCACUCACAGAUCCCGGUCUUGUUUGUUUAAGUCGUGUCUGAAGAACAUUUGUCACAUGUUGCGUAGACGUAGUUUAUGGUUCAUAUUUGUCACCAAACCUCAAUACCCUUUAAAAAAACAGAAGGAUUUGAGUCCCGCAGGAUAAAAACGUUGAGUGAUUCACCAACGCAUUACGAAUCGGUUUGACCAAAUCACCAAAAGGAACCAUUUCAAACGAGCGAUUCAUUUGCUGAUAUCAGCCGCGCAUUCUCAUGCCUCGCAGUUCACACCGAGAUCUUGCGUCGUCGUGGGAAAGACUGCCGCGUUAGAUCACUACAUAUGGUAAAUGUCACAUGAAUUCACGACAGAUUGGAACAUGAAUGGAACAACUCUCUCCAGUGUCAAAAGAAGAGGAACGAAGACCAAAUCUUAUAAACUCCGGAUUGAAGUUGAAGACCGAGAGAUGGGAGCCAUGAAGAGGUUCAGUACCUUUUUUUCGUCCUUCCGUCGGAAAAACAGCAAAGACAUAGUUUCUAAUGAACCAGACCAACCUGUCAGCACAGAACUCUCUUCCGUGGAAGAGAAGUCCAAGGAGCAGCGCUACAAUAGCGGGCAAUUUUUCUUCGAGUAUCUGGUGGUGGUGAGGCCUAAGAAUACCAAAGAUGGGACAUAUGAACCACAGAUCGUCUAUCAGUUUCCCAAGAAGGAUGGAAUGGUGCGAUUUCAGAAAGAGGAGGAAGAGAAGACGUUGAAGGCGCUCACACUCUUUUGCUUUCCUGAGGGUGUUAACUGGGCUCCUUUAACAGAAUAUCGCAGUGAAACAUUCUCUUUCGUGCUUACAGAUGUUGACGGAACCAGGAAGAACGGAUACUGUAGGAGGCUGCUGCCGGAUGGAAAGGGUGCUCGUCUUCCUGAGGCCUACUGUGUCAUCAGUAAUUUAGCCUGCUUUGGACUCUUUUCCCAGAUCUUUGAUGAGGUUGAGCAACGUAGGAAGAUAUCCAUGGCAAUGAUCUAUCCAUUUAUGCAGAGCCUAAGGGAGGCAGCAUUUCCUGCCCCUGGACAUACUGUUAAAAUCAAGAGCUUUAUUCCUGAAAGAGGAACUGAGAUAAUCAGUUUGACUCGCCCGACAGACUCGUGGUUGGAGCACGUGGAUUUCCGCACAUUGUUCAGUUGUCUGUCAGAUGAGGAGGUGAUCCAGGUGUUUGCUGCUACAGUGCUAGAGCGACGGAUCAUUUUCAUCGCUGAAGAGCUUGGUACAUUGUCACAGGUGAUCCAUGCAGUGGCAGUUCUCCUCUAUCCAUUCAUCUGGCAGCACACUCUCAUCUCCAUCGUACCAGAGAUCCUAAUUGACGUCGUCAUGGCACCCACACCAUACCUGCUGGGUGUCCAGAAACGGCUUGCUGAACAGGCCACUGACCAGACAGAUCUGCUUGUUGUUGACUUGUCAGAAGGCAGAAAGGAGACAUUUAUCAAGCGUAUGGGAGAUGAGGACACGAUACUACCUCACAAACUCAAAGAUGAAAUCAAGCAGGCCCUCGGUGCCAAAAAUAAGAAAUCAAGUCUUGAGGAGUUGAACCGGGUCGUCCCAGAAGCAUUUUUGCCAUUCUUUAUUAAGACGGUCGGCCACUUUUCUAAGUACAUGGUACGGAAUGGCCAAGAUAAACAAUGCGUGUUCCAGCGAAAAAGAUUCUGUAAAGCUAUAGAAUCAAAGAGCACACAGCGGUUUGUUAAGAAAUUUGUACAGACGCAGAUGUUUGACCUCUUUAUUCAGGAGGUUGAACAGAGACCCGCAUCUCAGGACGGCACAGGGUUUUUUGAGAGAAAGAUUGCUGAAUACCAAAAAAAGUUUAGAGAGAAGGCAAAGAAACACUAGUGGCAAUGCUCACCAACGAGACUGAUUGUAAAUCUUUUGUGAAAUAAAUCCAAUUGUAGGAAAAUUAUUUCAAGGAAUGUAGAUAUUACAUUUAAUUUCAUUACAUUUCAUUUUUUAUUUAUGAUUUUCAUCUGUUAGGUUCAACAGACUUUAACUGCUGUUUGUCAUUUGUGUGUGGGUCUUGUUGGGUGUCUGGGUAUUUGUAAUGUGAUAAGCUGCUGUAUUUAAUGUAUGUAAGGGCUUUGAUUUUGACCAUACGGGUUCAUUGUUGCAGAAGCUGAGCCAGUGAAAAAUGCAGAAUUUAAAUAAAAGAAAAGUGUGUAAGUAUGUAUUUUUAAAUGAAAACAAUACAAAUUCAGUUUAAUUUAAAACUAAACAAAAGAUACAUUUCAUCUCUCCAAUUUUUUUUAAUGCCUGUAAGAAGCACUAAAAGAUGUCAAAAUAUGUAUUAAAUUGUUAAUUAAAAAGGUAUUAAAAGGUACAGUUAAAUUGGAAAAAGACUUGCAUAAUUGUA
Xyrauchen texanus (razorback sucker) is the source of this 2508-nucleotide messenger RNA. Its product is annotated as DENN domain-containing protein 2D-like. The record is from RefSeq and is a predicted model, not a curated record. The transcript has 13 exons. Gene Ontology annotation, cellular component: nucleoplasm; cytosol. NCBI's taxonomy places the organism in Eukaryota, Metazoa, Chordata, Actinopteri, Cypriniformes, Catostomidae. The coding region runs from base 468 to 1994 and encodes 508 amino acids.